This is a messenger RNA of Dreissena polymorpha, 2364 nucleotides long. RefSeq lists its product as uncharacterized. The coding region runs from base 88 to 1182 and encodes 364 amino acids. The transcript has 12 exons. NCBI's taxonomy places the organism in Eukaryota, Metazoa, Mollusca, Bivalvia, Myida, Dreissenidae. The record is from RefSeq and is a predicted model, not a curated record.
CUACAUUCGGCUAGGCACGAUUUCCUCGCGCUCGAAUGCAAUUCCGCGUAGAGAUGGCUUUUUCAGAACGAAUAUAUAUCAAAUGUUAUGGAUGUAAUCUCUGCGACAUUUUUUACUUUAAUGCAGCUGGAAAUGGAAUGUCUUCGCUCAUUCACUGACUACACAGCCUGUUCAAAAGAGGAAAUGGAUGAUGUUGAGACGAGUUGGGUAUCCCAUAUCCUUUCCAUGGGAAGUGCCGAUGACCAAGACCUUGUUGGCAAUAGUAAAAAUACAAUGACGUGCAUUCUUGUGUUGUCACUGCAACUUGCCGCAGCGUAUCUGGUUGUGCAUUGUGCUGUGACUUCAAAUGACACAAAGUUCUUCAACUGUGGGGACAUAAUUGUGAUCGCUUGUAAGGCAGCAUCAUGUACUGGUCCCAUCUCUUUGCGUCGCAAUCGAGAAUCAUCUUUGGAUUGUGUGCCAAACCAGCCCUGUUUAGAAAGCGCAACAAGAUACAAUCGAAGUUGCCAACUAGAUGAAUGGAAAUUCUCUAAGGUAGCAGAUAUACUGGAUGAUGGAGUCCGCCAUAUAUGUACAGAUUUGAAGACUGAAGAUACAGUCAUAUUGACAUCUGUAAUCAACAAUCAGUCUUGCAGUUCUACUGAAAAAGAUCAAAAAGUUACAGAAAAUAAAAGUGUGUGGCUAUUCAUACCCAUUGGUUAUUUUGUUGGGGUUCUAUUAGCCCUAAGUGUUACAUGGUGGUGUUUGACCUGCAAGCAGAACUGUUUACAUUCAUUGCCCCUCUGGAUUUUGUGGAUAUUGCUGUUUCUGGUACUCCUGUCCCCUCUCCAUUUGCUGAUAAUCAUAUGGCUUCUUUUUCGCGGAGCAAGCAUUGCUACAGACACUUUGAGGCAGUUUAUGAAAUUAUCUGCUAAUAAAGAUAAAUUGAAUUCCGAUCAAAGGAAAGAUGUGGUGUACAUAUUACUUCAUAUGUUUUGGACAUUUGGAGUUGUUCUGUUUGUGACUCGUUUUGCUGACAAAGAUGGUUGCCUCUCUACACCUGUGCAACUAUUUACCGGUAGAUCUCCAGUUCAAGGGCACUGCCAAGACUAUACUGGGGUAAAGACUGACAAUCAACUGGACACUGAAAUUAAUGGUGGAAGUUCAGCAUUGCCUGAUCAUGUUGGAAGUGACUACCCAUGAUGAAUUGGAAUGGAACAGCUGAAGAGGAGUGCAAGACUAAUGUAUAGCUAUUAGAAUUGGUUUUUUAAUAUGAAAAAGACAUUUCUGAUGUUUACCAAGCUGUUAUGUAUAUUAUUAUGUCCCCCAUUCGAAGAUGAGGGGGGUAUAUUGUUUUGCUGAUGUCGGUCGGUCUGUCUGUCUGUCGGUAGACCAGUUCGUUUGCGAGCAAUAACUUGUCAACGAAUUGACCGCUUGUCUUGAUACUUCCCAUGUGCAUUGGCCUUGGACAGUAGAUUACCUCUAUUGAAAUUGGAGUCACUUGGUCAAAGGUCAAGGUCACUGUCCCAAUAAGUGUGAAAUCGUUUCCGAGCAAUAACUCAUCAAUGAAUUAACCGAUUGGAUUGAUACUUCCCAUGUGCAUUUGCCUUGGAUAGUAGAUGAGCCCUAUUGAAUUUGGGGUCACUUGGUCAAAUGUCAAGGUCACUGUCACAAUUAGUGUGAAAACGAUUUCCGAUUAAUAAUCUGUCAACAAAUCGACAGAUUGUCUUUUUAUUUCACAUGUGCAUUGGACUUGGACAGUAGAUGACCCCUAUUGAAAUUGGGGUCAUUAGGUCAAAGGUCAUGGUCACUGUCAAAAUAGGUGGGAAAAUCAUUUCUUAUGAAUAACUCAUCAAAGAAUCAACCAAUUGGCUUGAUACUUCCCAUGUGGAUCACAGGCAGCAGUAUCAUAAAUUUGCCACCCCCGACUCCCCCCCUCCCCCCGAGCUUACCCCAGGAGUUCCAGAUUGUUAAAUGUACACCUAUGGUGUAUUGUUUGGCUUUUCAACAACAAAUGUUGACACGAAUACCCCUCGUAUACGUAUUAUAUAUACACAAGGUAUAUACACAUGUUUCAAUUCAGUUGCCAAACAAAUGCAACAAUUCAGUUGCCAAACAAAUGCAAUUGCAUUUGUUAAAAGACAUUAAAAGCAACGUGAUUACAAAACUUACCCAUCUCCUGUUUGGCUAAUAACUUCAAUAUUCAUUUAACUUUCGGUGUGUGGAAACGUGUGUUCUUGAUGAAAACGGUCAGGUCCCAUGUUUCACAAUCUUUAUGCAAUAGGCAUAUAGUGCGUUUCAUACCUUGUGUAUAUAUAAUACCUAUACGAGGGGUAUUUGUUAAAACUGUGUAUUUGUGUCAAUAUUCGUUGUACAUUUAACAAU